This is a messenger RNA of Aspergillus sclerotioniger CBS 115572, 2010 nucleotides long. RefSeq names its product Zn(II)2Cys6 transcription factor. Gene Ontology annotation, cellular component: nucleus. The transcript is spliced from 4 exons. The record is from RefSeq and is a predicted model, not a curated record. Gene Ontology annotation, biological process: positive regulation of transcription by RNA polymerase II. Bases 264 to 1910 code for a protein of 548 amino acids. Gene Ontology annotation, molecular function: zinc ion binding; DNA-binding transcription factor activity, RNA polymerase II-specific; transcription cis-regulatory region binding. NCBI's taxonomy places the organism in Eukaryota, Fungi, Ascomycota, Eurotiomycetes, Eurotiales, Aspergillaceae.
CAAGCAAGGCGCGGUCAAUUCCAAUAGGAACUCCCUAGCGGUGAGUCGGAAGAUUCUCUUGGAGGUCCAAACCUAUCCCUUCUUGUAUUCUCCCGAAGUUCAAGACGGUUGGCUACUAGUACUAUAUAUCUACGCCGCUCAUAGAUCAAGACCGCUACUAAUUACUACCCCAACUACUAGUAUAAGAGCAUCGAUUAGCAUUUAUGCUAGACAAUUCAUACUACGAUUCAAAGAAAAAUCUAUCAUGACAUAACUACAAAAUUAUGACCAAGUAUAAUAAUACGAGCCAUACCCUGACCUCGACGAGGAAAAGAUGCAGGCGAGAAGGCGCCAAGUGGACUCGGUCUGGUUGCUUGACCUGCAAGCGUCGUCGGAAGCGGUGUGAUGAAACCAAGCCAUGCUGUCAGAGCUGCGCAAGGCUGGGGUUGAAUUGUGAGGGCUACGGCUCGAUGUGGGCAGCGCCUUUAGACCCGUCUGCACAUGUCUUCAGUCAAGACAGAGCAUCCAAGCGGCGUAGAAUUAGCGCACCGUCUUCUCCAACAACUUACUCUCAUGGUACGGUGGAGGAGCUAUGUUCGUCUGCGAGCUCCCCCUUGCCAAGCAAUCCUUCGACUGCGCCGACAUCACCAUCUGUUCUCGAACAUACAAGCAGCUACUUCUUGAGUGAUGAAGACAGUAAUGGCGGAGGUGACAAGGUUACAGACAGUCAUGUUGGUCGCCAUGAUGCACUUACUGUUGCUUCGCCCAUGCCAAGUAGGUUCUUCAGUCAUCUUUCGCAACUUGAAACACACUAUCUCCAGUAUCACACCGAAUUGGGCUCCAAGUUGCUAGCCAACCUUGAAAGUGACGACAAUCCCCUACGUUCGUUAGUAAUACCCCGAGCCCUAUCAUCACCUCUCGUAUUGAAGGCCUUGUGUGCGGUGUCUGCGACCCAUUUUGCGAAUCGCUCCCGGGAUAGGCUGGAAGCACAAACUGCUGCUACCAGCUACUAUGUUCGAACGCUAAAUGGGCUGCAGUUGACACUUUCCGAAUUUUCGGCGGGAGACUUUCCUGAUGAUAUCAUCUUAGCGGUGGCUCUCCUUUGCAAGUACGAAAUUGUACGUGGAAGUGUUAAGCAAUGGGCGGUACACUUGAAUGCUCUGCAGAAGCUGAUCAUGGCUCGGGGUGGAGUUUAUACUCUGGACGAAGAUACAAGAGAAUUCGUAUCUGGAUUCUACAUCUAUGCUUAUAACGUGGCCAGAAUCAGCAACCGCAACCAAAUAAACUCCGACUGGCUUGACAUAUGCGAUGUCAAAAUCACUAAGCUUGAUAUAUACAUCGGCUACGCAGAAGAUCUCAUCAAGAUCUGUGCCCAAAUAGCUGACCUGCCUCUGAUGUCUCACGACCCCGUUGCCCUGGGCUUGGAAAUCCAUGGAAUAGACACAUCACUCCGCAACUGGACACACACAAGGACGCAAUACAUCAUCCCAAAAGGAAUAACAGAGAUGAACCUUGCUCGCCUCCGCAUGGUAGCUGACUGCUUCCGUGAUGCGGCGUACAUCUAUCUCCAUUCCAUCCUAAAGAAAAUGAGCCAGGGAAUCAGGACUCCUUUUUCGACACCAUGGACAACAUUCAUCUCCCUGCCUAGAUCAGAAGCAUUACAGCAACUCCUGGGCAGAAUCAGGAUAUCACCCCUUGAUGAGCAUUCUGAGUAUUCUGCUCUUACAUUCCCGCUUUUCAUCGCAGGUUGCGAGAGCAAAGAUGCCAACGAUCGAGAUCUCGUGAUACGUUCUCUAAGCAAGUUAGAGGCAAACUUUGGCAUUGGGAAUGUUAGAAGAGCAAAGGACAUGCUGCAUAUUCUCUGGCAGGGCGGAGAUAUGCAUUGGUUGGAUAUGUUAGAGCAAUUACAAUGGGAUUUAAUUCUGGCCUAGAUAUCGACAGACGUCCUGGAUAUAUGCAUACGAAGUCAAGCGCAAAACCCUUCGCAUGAAGUCUUAUGUAACGAUCCAUAUAUCAUUACUUUGUAUCGCG